AUGCAUUCCCUGCGAAUGGCACUGCCGCGGUUCGUUCGCGUAAUGCCAAACUGCAACUCGGUCCGGACACAAUUGGUCGUAAGUUUCGCUAACCGUUCCUGUGCGUUCCAACAACGAUACGAUACAGUGACACCCGUCCGGACACUGUUCUCGACAACAACACGUGCCGCUAGUGUUCCGGAUUCUGCGAAAUCCGCCAAAGAAGAUAAUUUGGCCGACAGAGUAUACUACGGAAGUCUCACACCACAAAUACGUGCCGUGAAGGUGUUUUCACUGGCCACCAGCAUAGGCGGUAUCGUUGCGCAACCAAUUCUACUCGAGCAAGCUAGCAAAGUAGGCGGCAUGCCAAUGAUAGUGGCCGUUUGUGGAUUUGCCGGAUUUUUCACCUUCGUCACACCGAUACUGUUGCAUUUGGUCACUAAGCGAUACAUUACAGACCUACACUAUGAUCCUACGAAUCAACAAUACACGGCCACCACGAUUACGUUUUUCCUACAGCGGGAAAAGACACAAUUUAAGGUGGAGGAUGUUACCGUACCGGAAGUGGGUGGAUUAUUUACGACAUUUUUAGUGAAAAACAAAGCCUUUUUUGUCGACCCGCAACUAUUUCCUGACCCCACGCACUACAUCAAAAUAAUGGGAUACGACAAACCGAUCGAUUUUAAGUUUGAAGAGGCCCGGGAACCCAGUGAUGGUGAAAAUAAGACAAAAAAAGAUCGAUAA
Molecule: messenger RNA, 723 nt
Organism: Anopheles marshallii
Lineage: Eukaryota; Metazoa; Arthropoda; Insecta; Diptera; Culicidae
Product: transmembrane protein 70 homolog, mitochondrial
Exons: 2
Coding region: 1-723 (240 amino acids)
Biological process (GO): mitochondrial proton-transporting ATP synthase complex assembly
Cellular component (GO): mitochondrial membrane
Source: RefSeq, a predicted model, not a curated record